AUGGAAGAUUUGAGUUUGAAUAGUUAUUCCAAUAAGAAUCUUGCUGAAAUUGCUGAUAGAGUUGUUGAAGAAUUCAGUGUUCUGCGGUUGCAAGGACGAUUGUGUGUUCCUGAUGUUGAUGGUCUUCGACAAGAAUUAAUGAUGGAAGCUCAUAGUUCCAAGUAUUCGGUAAAGGCUAAACAUCAAAGACCUGGUGGUCUGGCUCAAAAUAUCAAGAUUCUACUGUGGAAGUGGGAGGAAGGUUUGGGUACUAGAGUGAACUUGAGUACCGCUUUUCAUCCUCAAACUGAUGGGCAAGCAGAGAGGACUAUUCAGACUUUAGAGGAUAUGUUGCAUGCUUGUGCAAUUGAUUUUGGAGGAAGUUGGGAUGAAUACCUACCUCUAGUGGAAUUCGCUUACAACAAUAGUUAUCAGGGGGUAAUGCGUUUUGGCAGAAAGGGCAAGCUUAGUCCUCGCUAUAUUGGUCCUUAUGAGAUUACUAGAAGAGUUGGGAAUGUAACUUAUGAGGAAAGAUUACCGGCUAAGAUAUCAACGGUUCAUCCGGUGUUUCACAUUUCGAUGUUGAGGUUGUAUAAACCUGAUCCUUCUCAUGUGUUGAACUAUGAAGAGGUUGAGAUUGAUGAAUCUUUGUCUUAUGAAGAAGAACCAGUUCAGAUUUUGGAUCGCCAAGUUAGAAGGUUGAGAAUAAAGGAUGUUGCGUCGGUUAAAGUGUUGUGGCGAAAUCAUAAUACUGAGAAAGCUACUUGGGAAACGGAAGAGGACAUGAAGAAGAGAUAUCCUCACUUGUUCCCUAUUUUAGGUAUGAGUUAA
Lycium ferocissimum is the source of this 810-nucleotide messenger RNA. RefSeq lists its product as uncharacterized. The record is from RefSeq and is a predicted model, not a curated record. Lineage: Eukaryota; Viridiplantae; Streptophyta; Magnoliopsida; Solanales; Solanaceae. The transcript has 6 exons. The coding region runs from base 1 to 810 and encodes 269 amino acids. Gene Ontology annotation, biological process: DNA integration. Gene Ontology annotation, molecular function: nucleic acid binding.